ACAACAUUUUGAGGUGACGUCAGGGGUUACGCGCAGCUCCUGACCCACUCCUCCGAUCUGCAGCGCUCGCCAUUCCUGUGCGCAACCAUAUUUCGGCGGCUACUUUAUUAAUAAAUAUAUGUGUUUAUAAGAAAUUGGCACGGUCGACGAACUGCGGAAGUAAACGAUAACCAGCCCGAGACAAGUUAGCGUACCACUACAUCAUGUCCCAGGAUAAGAGUGGCUACCCCGGCAUGGGGGUGACCAACCCACUCCACCACGACGUCUACGGGCCCCCCCAGCCUGGCUUUGGCAUGCCCCCUCCCAAUUACAACCAGGCACCUACCGGAGCCUUUCCUCCAGCAGCUGGGCAGCUGGGAUACCCCAUCCAGGGGCAGCCUGGUUACCCACAGGCCGGCUACGGGCAGCCUGAUUACCCACAGCCCGGCUACGGGCAGCCUGGUUACCCACAGGCCGGCUACGCGCCACAAGGCUACCCACAGCCAGGCCCUGGGUUUGUCCCAGAUGCCCAGGUGCCCUACGCAGAGGGCUCUUCCCUACCGUACCAGAACAGCCCCCAACAGCCGCUCACUCACUCGGGUGGACCAAUGGGAGUCCCUGUCUACGGGGAUGUGCCCCCAUCAUACUACGACAAUGAAGACUUCACCAACUCUGGCUUUGAGGACAAGACCAUCCGUCAAGCUUUCAUCCGCAAGGUCUUUAUGGUCCUCACAGUGCAGCUGACGGUCACAUUCUCCUUUGUGGCCGUAUUCACCUUCGUCGACGAAGCUAAGCUGUUUGUUCGCCACAACCCCUGGACGUACUAUGCGUCGUACGCCGUUUUCGUCGUGUCUCUCAUCGUGCUCAGCUGCUGCGGAGACUUCCGCCGCAAGCACCCCUGGAACCUGGUCGCGCUGUCCAUCUUGACCCUUAGCCUGUCGUACAUGGUGGGCAUGAUCGCAAGCUUCUACAACACGGACACCGUGAUCAUGGCUGUGGGCAUCACUGCUGUGGUCUGCUUCACGGUGGUCGUCUUCUCACUGCAGAGCAAGUAUGACUUCACUUCCUGCCGCGGCGUGCUCUUUGUCUGCCUGAUAGUUCUGCUGGUCUUCUCCUUCCUCUGCAUCUUCAUUCGCAACAGGAUCCUUGACAUCGUCUAUGCAUCCUUGGGGGCCCUUCUGUUCACCUGCUUCCUGGCUGUGGACACCCAGCUGCUUCUAGGUAAUAAGAAGAUGGCUCUGAGCCCAGAGGAGUACAUUUUCGCAGCCCUCAACCUUUACACAGACAUCAUCAACAUCUUCCUCUACAUCCUGGCUAUCGUGGGACGCUCCCGUGAUUGAGAGUGCCCAAUUAGUGGGAAUAUCUGAAGGAAGUGGGAAAGUGGGUUUCCGCAACAGUGAAUGACGCUAUUAUGCCCGAUCUCUUUAACACCUGUUUGUUGUAUGUUUUGUCGGUUUUCUCCACAUUUAUUUUCACACCUUGAAGCUGAUAUAUUGGGCUUAUGCAGCCUUUUAUGAAUGCAGAUGUAAAAGCAGUAAUACCUGACAAAUGUAACAGGCCACUAUGAUACCUGCUGUACCACUAGCUGUCUCCUGUUUUAUUAAUACAACUAGGGAACUUCGAUAUACACACACACACACACACACACACACACACACACACACACACACACACACCCUGUAUAUGUGUGUGUGUGUAUAUAUAAUGUGUGUGUGUGUGUGUGUGUGUGGCACUGCAGUUGGAGAGAAUCCCAUGCACACUAGCCUUGACUGGAAAGGAGCUAUUGCUAAAGAUACAUCUUCCCAAAUUAAUCCCGUUAAGGUAAAGUUAGUGCAUGGCAAUGUUAAACACAUCUGAAAUUGUGUUCUGAUUGUCUCGAUUCUCCCGGGGCUUGCCUUUCCUAGUCUGCUUGUUAGGUAGCUGUAAAUAGUCCAACUGUGUAACUAUAUGAUGCCAAUGUCCCUAACACGGUUUUCUGCUGAAUGAGUCUCAAGGCUUAUGGUGCUUGGCAGCUUGCAUUCUGAGACCGCAACUUGUCUUCACCUAGUAAAGAGACAGAACUCAUCAGGAAGUUAAAGGAGGAAGUUUAGUUUUUGAUGUCUUUAUUCACACACAUUUUGUCACAGUACACAUGUCCUUCCAGAGAAGAUAAGUGUGUCGCUUGAAAGUUCAUUCCUUUAAAUAUAAUUAGACUAGGCUGUUUUUAUAAAUUAUUUUUAAUAUAUUGUUUGCUCUUCCUUGCUAACUUAUUUGGUGUUAAAUUGUAUAGUAAAAUGGAGUGCUGUAAUUUUCCCUUACAAGUAAUGUGAAAUAUCGGAAGUAUUGAUAUUAAUACCAGCCUAGUGCAUAUAUAGGUCACUUGUCAAUUCAAAAACCUAAUUGAAGGAUAUGUUGGAAUUACUCUUAACAACUAUUUAUUGAGAUAGAAGAAAGAGAUAUUCACUGGAAGAAUAACCUCAGCAAAAUGAAACUAAUUGCCCAAUUUUGAAGAGUUUGUUUCUACAAAUGUUAGGUCAUUUUAAGACCUGUGGAGUUAAGCAUGUCAAUAUUUAAAAUUGAAUGGCUAAAAGAUAUUGAUCAUUGAGAAUAAGUAUGCUUAAUUCUUAACAUGAAUGGUAUAAUAAAGAUUUAUUUUAAAAAGUCUUGGGUUUUUUCUAGCUGUUGCAUGAACCUUUCAUCAUAUUUGCACGUGCUAAUGCACAUUUAUGAUUAUUUUGGAAGGGGAAUCGUAUUUGAGAAUUAUUGCUGAGAGGCCUGUAUAUUUUUAACUUGUGUUUCCAAUCGUGUGUAUAUAAAACUUCUUAGUGCUUUGACGUGUAUAGUACUUUGGAGCUUGGUAGGGUCUGUAUAUUUGCAACAGAACUUAAAUUGUAUUCCUCUACAAUGCUGUUUGCUUUACAUUAAAAGACAAACAAUCA
Molecule: messenger RNA, 2897 nt
Organism: Gadus macrocephalus (Pacific cod)
Lineage: Eukaryota; Metazoa; Chordata; Actinopteri; Gadiformes; Gadidae
Gene: grinaa
Product: glutamate receptor, ionotropic, N-methyl D-aspartate-associated protein 1a (glutamate binding)
Exons: 7
Coding region: 204-1319 (371 amino acids)
Biological process (GO): negative regulation of apoptotic signaling pathway
Cellular component (GO): membrane; Golgi apparatus; endoplasmic reticulum
Source: RefSeq, a predicted model, not a curated record